UUGCAGACGAUAAAGCGCAGGCGGUGGCACCAGAGGGUGAAAAACAUUGAAGUUCCACUCCGAAUUUAUUAAUAUUUUGUAAAAUAUCUUUUUGUCGCUUCACCGAACAUCGGGAACCUGCAGCGGGAAAAUGAGAGUCGAUGAACUCAGGAGUAAGGGGGACAGGUGGAAUAAUCAAUAGGAGCGUCCGGCUGGGGAUUGGAAUGUUUAUUUGGGUCUCUGAGGGCAUGUGGCUAAGGUUUUCGAUGUGGAAAUUGUCGGUGGAGCUGUUUGAAUGGAUUAAUCAGUCAAAGGGAAAAUGAAAUGUCCAAGAGGACAACUAAAAGCUCCGAAAACGUGAGAAAACGAGAAAGCAUGACAGUCGCUCGUGAGAAAAAUUCGUCGAGUUUCGUUCCUCCAAUAUCAACAGCGAGAAAAAAUCCUUGGCCGAGUGGUAUUGACACAAGUCGAGAUGACAACAGUGGGACAUCUUCCUCGUGGCCUGAAGACAUUGAGGAAGUUGCCACGAGGAAAGUACUGGAUCUGUGGAGUGCUGUUGAAAGAACUCUUUAUAAAGAGGAUGAUGAAGAUGUGAAUUCGACCCAGGGGACCGUCACGGAGGAGUGUAUUCAAUGGAGGACACAGGUGCCACAUUUGAGAGUCAUUGGGAAAAAGAUGAAUAUUCCAGUUGUUGAUGAAGAUGGAGAGAUUUGUGUGACGGAAUUGCCAAGAAGACUGCGGGGCAGAGAUGAGGAGACCAUGGCUAACGAGAAAAAGAAACCGACCUCAUCAAAGGGGAAUAAAGAUCUCAAAGAAAAAAUCAUAGAUCUGCUGGUAGAUUACAUAAUGGAUGAAGUAGAAAAAGCCGAUUUACCGUCAGACGCAUCAAAAGACCUAGACGACGUACUCCGAAUAACACCGGCGCCAACGUACAGUGGUAGAAAGACAUUGAAAUCGCGAAACCUAAGUAAUUCAAGUAGAAAUCGUAGUGCCAAUAGAAUAAAAUCGUUCGAAUUGACUGAACUGAUUCCCGAUAGCAAAGCUUUCAAAAAAAUUACUGAAAAUGCCAAAAACGCAAUUGACGAUAAUAAUGAGGACGAGGAUGAUGCCUCGAGUGUUGAUACGAGCCAGCUUGGUAGAAAUAAACUUGGCACUGUUUUUAAUAAGAAAAUUGUUGUCAGUCCUGUGCCAUUUGCCGUUACAACGCGCGAGAGUUUUUGCACAUUGAGAACAACACCGAUUAAAUAUGCUGGACAUCUUCUAGAGCUUACACCUCAUGGUUUCUACAGAAACAUGAGCUCAGCGUCUAAAAUCACUUCGGCAAAGCAUUCGACCCUGAGUAAACUUCCCCAGAGGCACUCGUCAGCCUGGCAAACACCAGUGUCUCGUUCAGCCUGUCCAAAAAAUAUUCGUCUUGCACCCAUCGAUCCUUCCAGAUUGCCCAGCAGUAAUAAAAAUAGUAGAUCAGUGGCACCAUCAGGAGUGGUACCACCUCAGCGUCCGAAAAAUUCACUCAGUCCAAUUCCCCGUGCCCUUAAGGCCGCAUCCGCUGAUAAUUUCACCAGUGAGAUGCUAGAGAUCCAGGGUAGGCAGAUCACCCAAUCUGCGAAGCCCAAUUUCAUCAAAAACGGAUGGGAUUAUCCCAGAACACAGCGGAGGAGAAAAAAGUUGGCGAACGAGUGAUCGAUCCAGAGCGACAUAGACUGAUGAACAAAGUUUUGUGAUUGGAGGAAUUUUAUAACGUUGUUGAGGAAUUUGAGAGAGUGAUUGCACUUUUUUUAGAGUAACCACUGGGGGGACUC
Fopius arisanus is the source of this 1781-nucleotide messenger RNA. RefSeq lists its product as uncharacterized. Bases 304 to 1662 code for a protein of 452 amino acids. The record is from RefSeq and is a predicted model, not a curated record. Lineage: Eukaryota; Metazoa; Arthropoda; Insecta; Hymenoptera; Braconidae. The transcript has 7 exons.